Sphaerodactylus townsendi is the source of this 5750-nucleotide messenger RNA. RefSeq names its product synoviolin 1 (gene SYVN1). The record is from RefSeq and is a predicted model, not a curated record. The coding region runs from base 165 to 2033 and encodes 622 amino acids. Gene Ontology annotation, cellular component: cytoplasm. NCBI's taxonomy places the organism in Eukaryota, Metazoa, Chordata, Lepidosauria, Squamata, Sphaerodactylidae. The transcript has 16 exons.
ACAAAACAACUCAGGGAAACGUUUGGUACAGCCCGGCCGGAAAUGAGGUGUAAGAAAACCUUCAGAACAUCCGGUUGGGGGAGCAGGAGAGUUGGCGGCGGCGGCGGCUGAGGUGUGCACGAAGGCUUCCGGGGUUCCCGGCUGCAGGGCGCUGGGCUGGGGAGAUGUUCCGAACAGCCAUCAUGAUGUCUGCCAGCCUGGCCUUGACCUCGGCAGUGGUGGCCCACGCCUAUUACCUUAAGCACCAGUUCUACCCAACUGUUGUGUACCUGACGAAGUCCAGUCCCAGCAUGGCGGUUCUGUACAUUCAGGCUUUCGUCCUGGUGUUCCUGUUAGGCAAAUUCAUGGGCAAAGUAUUUUUUGGGCAGCUGCGAGCUGCAGAAAUGGAGCAUCUGCUUGAGCGGUCAUGGUAUGCAGUGACCGAGACCUGCCUUGCCUUCACAGUCUUCAGGGAUGACUUCAGCCCCCGUUUUGUGGCCCUUUUCACACUCCUGCUCUUCCUCAAGUGCUUCCACUGGCUGGCUGAAGACCGGGUGGACUUUAUGGAGAGAAGUCCAAAUAUUUCCUGGCUGUUCCAUUUCCGCAUCGUCUCUCUGAUGCUGCUGUUGGGUAUCCUGGAUUUCUUGUUUGUCAACCAUGCCUAUCAUAGUAUCCUCACACGGGGAGCCUCUGUCCAGCUGGUCUUUGGCUUUGAGUAUGCCAUCCUCAUGACAAUGGUGCUCACUAUCUUCAUCAAAUACAUCCUGCACUCCAUCGACCUCCAGAGUGAGAAUCCCUGGGACAACAAGGCAGUCUACAUGCUUUACACAGAACUCUUUACAGGUUUCAUCAAGGUGUUGCUGUACAUGGCCUUCAUGACCAUCAUGAUCAAAGUGCAUACCUUCCCACUCUUUGCCAUCCGGCCGAUGUACCUGGCUAUGAGGCAAUUUAAAAAGGCUGUGACAGAUGCCAUCAUGUCCCGCCGGGCCAUACGCAACAUGAACACCCUGUAUCCUGAUGCCACCCCAGAAGAGCUGCAGGCCAUGGAUAAUGUGUGCAUUAUCUGUCGGGAGGAGAUGGUGAUGGGUGCAAAGCGGUUGCCUUGCAACCACAUAUUCCACACCAGCUGCUUGCGGUCGUGGUUCCAGCGUCAGCAGACCUGCCCCACGUGCCGGAUGGAUGUCCUCCGUGCCUCCCUCCCAACUCAGUCCCAAACACCUCCCGAGCAGCAGGAGGCAGGGCAGCAGCCGCCCGCCCACCAGACCCCACUGAUUCCUCAGCCGCCCAAUUUUCCCCAAGGUAUGCUGCCUCCUUUUCCACCUGGGAUGUUCCCUUUGUGGCCCCCCAUGGGCCCAUUUCCUCCAGUGCCUGGUGCCCAGCCCCCCAACAACACAGACAGUGCUUCAGCUGCUCCUUCCACAUCCGGGACACAGCCAGCAGCAGGCAUUCCACGACCCAGUGGAGACUCCACAGCCGCCACGGGAACAGUGCCAGGUUUCCCCUUCCCUCCACCAUGGAUGGGGAUGCCUUUCCCACCUCUCUUUGGGUUCCCACCUAUGCCAGUUCCACCCUCGGGAUUUGCAGGACUGACUGAAGAAGAACUGCGAGCCAUGGAAGGCCAUGAACGGCAGCAUUUGGAAGCCCGGCUCCAGUGCCUGCAGAACAUUCACACGCUCCUCGAUGCAGCCAUGCUGCAGAUCAACCAGUAUCUCACAGUCCUGGCCACUAUUGGGACGCCUCGCUUUGUGCCAUCACCAAGUGCUCCGGCCACUUCAGCAUCCCCUCAGGACACUGUCAGAGCAGAGCCCAGCACCAGUGAAUCCACCACUUUGCAGUCAGCUGACAGCACCACUUCGGCAGCAGUGGAACCGGAUUCCUCAAGCCAAGCAGAUCCACCCCUAGUGGCAGGUGCUGAGGGUUACACAGCCCCAUCUGGUCCUGAGCAGGAUGAUGAGCCGUCUUCUCUGGAGGAGCCUGACACCGUAGAGCUGCGCAAACGCCGCCUUCAAAAACUGGAACUGCCCUCCUCCUCGUCGUCCUCUUCCUCCCAUUGACCCCCCUCCUGCUCCUUCCCAGUGAGCCUUGCUCUGUGCCUCAGUUGACAGUCCGACUGGUUUUGCCCCCCUGCCCCCAGCAAACAUGGGAGGAGAGUAGGCGGGAGAAAUGAGAACUGGACAGCUCAGUUGCACCACCAAGUGCCGACAAGAUGCGAGGUUGCUGGGAACGCUGCUCGGCAGGGAUGUGGAUAGGAGGCGGCAGCAGUUUUGCCUCAUUUUCUGAUUCUAAAAGAAGGGAGGAGGAAUAAAUUGCCCAUCCCUCCAUAGCGACUGGCCCUGAUCCAGUUACUCUCACCAGUGCAGUCAUGUUUCCUGCUUCCAAAGUCUUUUUUGGUGUCUAGCUGGACAGACUCCUAGUUAUGAGAGCAGCAUGCUGAGCUUGGGGAAGCCCUUCCUCGGAUUAUCCCUUGAACUGGGGGAGCAGCCAGCUAAGAGGAUGUCCCCCAUCGGGAAGGGAGCCGUUAGCUUCUCCUACAGAAGAAAAAGCACUCCCCUUGUGCCACCCCCACCCCCCCACCCCGUUUGUCCCUCCAGCUUCCUGGUUCUGUGGUGGCUUUGUGUGGACCUGAGGCUUUUUCUCCUUUUCCCAGGAGGAAAGCAGCAGUGACAAACGGGAAGAGCUAUCUUGGAAUGUGUGUGGUUUCUCUGUCGGUAGGUGGAGGUAAAAAUGAAGGAGACCUUCUCAGGACAGCCGAGAGCAGAACUUCCGCCACCCUCCCAAGACCUCGCUCCCAUCUCCAAAAUCACCUGCCUCUGUGGUGGGAGCCAAGUUUGCAUAGCUUGCAGGCUCUGAAUUGGGUUUCUGGGCCAGCAUUGAAACUGUGGAGACAGGAAGAGAUCUUUCUUCCGCAUCCGACCAGAUCGUAAAUUUGGGUGUUCCCUCUCUAUUUUCACAGAUUUGUGGGUGGCUUUUAAGCGCAGUAAACCUGUGACUUGAAUACAUUUUCUUCUUGUGCUUCCUUAUUUGGCUUCAAAACAAAAGCAAACCGACAGCAAUUCUGGUGGUGUGGGUCAAGGCAAGCAAUAAUUAGCUUAGCAGUUCCUGGCAUGGUGUUCUGCAAAGGUGUCUGGGAAAUCAACGUGUGGUCUGGGAGGCAUCGGUCUUGCCCUGUUGAAUUCCUUGGCUUCACCUUUCUGGUUUCAGGAGGGGGUUAGGGCUGAUGGCGACUUUGUCCAUGCAGCCAAAGGAGCUUCAUGGUGUCUGCUUUUAGAUUCUAGUUCUGGGAAAUGUGCUACCGAUUGUGGUCAAGAGAAGCCCAGUUGAACUGACUUGGGAACCUGCUUCAAGUAUAUUCUUGUCCAGUGGAACUCUGGUAUCUAGUUCUACAGAAUCAAGCCCAGAGCGCUUAAUUAGCACCCCCCCCCCAAAAAAAAAAACAAAAACAAAAGGCUUUUCAGUCUGGGUCCAGCACAGCAAAACUCAAAAGCUGUUGUAGGCAGUACCGGUCUUCUUUUGGCUCCUGAGGAAGGUGCUGGAGAACUGCAUUUGACUGUACUGCCCGUGUUGAUCCAACUUCUGGUUUUUGGACUCAACAUUCCCUUGUAUCUUUCUAUAUUCCCUCUAAUGGUCUGUGUAGAAAGUGCCUAGGAUCCUGAGGACUGUGUGUGUAUGUGGAUGGAAGGAGGACUGUGCAAACAGUGGGAAUUCUGCCAGAGGCAAAGUGCUCUCAAGACUUGGAAGAGAGCCACUGUGACAGGGCAAGGAAACCUGUGCCUGAGGAAGAAAUCUCACUUAAGCCCCGGUGCACAUUCAGAAGUGUUUGCUAGGGUGCCAUCAGUGUCUUUGUCUCUUGGAACGAUGGUUAUUUAUGAGAUGCAGGGGAGUCUCUGUAAUUUUCAUGCCUGUGGGAGGUGUUUAUGAGAGGAAUUGAGACACAGCUGUGGUGGGUGGAGGGGCUUUCAGUGCUGGAGGUGACAGUGUUUUCUGACUUUGGAUUUCCACAGUCCAACCAGGUGGGGUUGCUUGAUCCACUUGUGGGGGUUCCUAUAUACCUGCUUGGUAGGGGGGAAUAUUCUGUAUACUACUUUUGCAGAGAAAAGCGGGGGGGGGGGGGACCUUUCUUACAGCAUCUUCCCAUGUUCCUAACUAAAUGUAUUUAAGGAAAUGGGAACUUGUUCUGUAAACCCCAGGGUAUGCCUAUUUUAGGUCUACCUGCUCCAAAGCUGAGAUUCUUGAGGAGGACCUGGUCUGGGUUUCAAUAUAGAUUUGUCACCUUUUCUUUUUAAAUUUUGGGGGCUUUUUUGUUUUUUGUAAGGAAGAGUAAUAGUUUUAAGAGUGGUCAGUGAACAUUCAAAUGCAGUAUUAAAACUGGCUUUUUGGCAGAGUAGCGAGUAAUGUAGACCUGUCUUACUUCCUGGACUGUCACUUUGCUCUUUGGACUGAAGUGGUAACCUAACUUUUCUGUUUUUAAUGUUUUGGAAGAAGCAUGGCCAGGAAUUGUUCAAAGUAUUGGUUUAGAUAAAAGACGUUGGUCAAGGCUUCUGAUAAAUUAAACCACUUUGGUAAAGAAUAGAAUGGCUUCAGUCUGGAUGCCGUCGUUUCUUUAUCCACCUGCCUGCAGUGGGGGUGAGAUGAAUUUAUACCGUUUUUGGACGGGAAGCAGUUGGCAGCCCCACGGCAAAGCUGCUUUUGUAAAAAUGUGAUACAUAACUCUGUGCAGCUGUUUCUGCAAAACAGUGCUCUCAUAAAAAAUGUGGGAAACUAUAAUUUUUUCCCUGUCCCAAACCACCUGAGAUGCAGAUCUUUCUGUACUUGGCAAGUCGCUUGGCCUACAAAGUAGUUGUUGAUUAUCAAACACUCUUCAGGGAGCAAACAGUCAGCCACCGAGCAUUUCAUUUUAAUUAGAAGAUACUUUUUUCACACUGAGAUUUCGGAAAGCCUACUAGGUUGGUUGGAGGCUUGUUUGCUGGCUUGGAACAACCACACCCAUACUUGUGUUUUUUUUCCCCUUCUCUUCCACCCCUUCAAAAAGCUUUUGAGUUUAUGCAAUUUUUAAAGAGAUCUGAGUGGCCUUUUUUUGCUCCUCCAGUGGAGCACAAUUAAAAGUGGUCCCUUUUAGAACAGCCCGAUUCUUUCUCAUCCCUCUGUGUGCAAUAUUAUGCUUCCUGGUUUUCAUUGCAUGCGUUUCAAUAAAGCUCUCUAUUCCUUAGAAGGUUAAUUUACAUUCUGUUCGAUUAGCUAAAGGAAAUUGUGGCAAUAAACGAGGCAAGAAUGUGAACACAGACUACUGUCUUUUCGAUUCCUCUACUGACAAAUCUCUUUGGCAUGGAGGAGUUUCUAUUUUGUAAAAAAGAUUGCUCUGUUUUGCACAUGGGAGAUGCCAGGUUAAAAAUUUUGGUUAUAGGUCAAGCCCACAAAUAGUCCUUUUAAAAAAACAUUAAGAAUACCGAUUCGAACUUUUACCAGCAGGGCACAUGGAGCUGUUCUGGGGAGAGUUCUGUUUACUGUCUUCGGACUUCUUACAUCACGGGUGCUUGACCCAGGGUUUAUCGAAUGUCAGCACUAUUUUUUUCUGAGUAAAAGUUGCUGUUUUGAAUACUGAAAGCCCACAGCAAAACAAUGUUUGACCUCUAUCCUUGCAGCUUUUUUUCAGCUGUGUUACAUGUGGAGGUGAAGGAAGUUUGGAUAUCUAUUUAAUUUUUGUAAAUACUGUAUAAUUUUUAAUAGCUUGAAUUAUGUAUAUACACAGCAAAUAAACUUGCAUUGAAUACUGA